AUCAGCAUGUCUCAAGUUUAAAGCUAUUUCUCCUAUAUUUCAGGCCACAGGGUGCUUUCCUAUCUUCACAGCACAAUCCUUCUCUGGCUGGGCAAACAUAGACUAGAAAUGAGAAAGGAAGAUAGGUUGAUAAAUGAAGGCAAAGAAGGGGACAAAAGGAAUAAGAAAAGCAGAUUCGCCAGACGGUGGUGCACGCCUUUAAUCCCAGCACUUGGGAGGCAGAGGAAGGUGGAUCUUGCUGAGUUCAAAGCCAGCCUGGUCUACAAGAGCUAGUUCCAGGAGAGGCUUCAAAGCCACAGAGAAACCCUGUCUUGAAAAACAAAACAAAACAAACACAAAAGCAAAAAACAAACAAAGAAAAGCAUACUCAGAUCAUCACCUCUGUAAUAUAGCAUUUUCUCUAGAUCUUGAUCCAGAGAAGAAUAUUUGGUUACUGGAUGUUUAGUAAAUGUAGACCUGACCCUUCCAAGCUAUAGAAUCGGAAUACAGGCUCUUUACAGUUACUUCGGGUACAUGUGAUGGCUCAGAGAGUAACAUGCUUGCUGCCAAGCCUAUAUACUUAAAUUUGAGCACCAGGACCUACAGGCAUGGUAGAAGGAAAAUAACCAACUCCCAGAAGUUGUCUUCUGACCACACAUGCUAUCACAGCUUGGGCAUACCCUCCCUCCAAACUAAACAAUACAGGAGAUUUAAACAAUAAAGUUACAGCCUCCUAUACACAAAUUAUAGACAGGCCAAGAGAAAAGAGAAAAAAAACAGAGGAACAUUACCCUUCCCAGUAGCCACAAAUAUAAAUAUCUUGGGGUAACUCUAACCAAACAAGUAAAAGACCUGUAUGACAAAAACUUUAAGUCUCUUAAGAAAGAAACUGAAGAAGACAUCAGAAAAUAGAAAGAUCUCCUAUGUUCUUAGACAGGAAGGGUCAACGUAACAAAAAUGGCAAUCUUACCAAACGCAAUCUACAGAUUCAAUGCAAUCCCCAUCAAAAUCCCAACAUAAUUCUUCACAGACCUUAAAAAAACAUUACUCAAUGUCACAUGGAAAAAAAAAACCAUAAUAGCUAAAGCAAUCCUGUACAAUAAAGGAAUUAUCUGGAGGCAUCACCAUUCCUGACCUCAAGCUCUACUAUAGAGCUAUAGUAAUAAAAACAGCUUGGUAUUGGUACAAAAACAUACAGGUGAACAAUGCAAUUGAAGUGAAGUCCCUGACAUUAAUACAUGCACAUAUGAACAACUGGUUUUUGACAAAGUCAAAAUGAUAAAAUGGAAAAAGGAAAACAUCUUUAACAAAUGGUGCUGGCAUUUGACUGGAUGUUAACGUGUAGAAGAUUGCAAAUAGAUCCAUAUCUAUUGCUUUGCAGAAAACUCAAGCCCAAGUGGCUCAAGGACCUCAACAUAAAGCAUAUUUAACAAGUGGUGCUGGCAUAACUGGAUAUCAACAUGUAGAAAAAUUAAUAGACCCAUAUCUAUCACCAUGCACAAAACUCAAGUCCAAAUGGAUGAAAGACCUCAACAUAAAAUCAGCCACACUUUCUAAAUAUAGCCCCAAUAGCACAGACACUGAGAGAAACUAUUAAUAAAUGGGACCUCCUGAAACUGAGAAGCUUCUGUAAAGCAAAGGACACAGUUAACAAAAUAAAAUGGCAGCCUACAGAACGGGAAAAGAUCUUCACCAACCCCACAUCAGAUAGAGGGCUAAUCUCCAAAAUAUACAAAGAAUUCAAGAAAUUGGUCAUCAAAAGAACAAAUAAUCCAAUAAAAAAGGGGGUACAGACCUAAACAGAGAACUCUCAACAGAGGAAUCUAAAAUGGCUGAAAGACACUUAAGGAAAUGUUCAACAUCCUUAGUCAUCAGAGAAAUGCAAAUCAAAACAACUCUGAGAUUCCAUCUUACAAAUGUAAGAAUGGCUAAGAUCAAAAACACUGAUGAAAACUUAUGCUGGAGAGGUUGUGGGGAAAAGGGAACACUUCUGCACUGCUGGUGGGAAUGCAAGCUGGCACAACCCCUUUGGAUGUCAGUGUGGUGAUUUCUCAGAAAAUUAGGAGACAGCCUUCCUCAAGACCCAGCAAUACCACUUUUGGCUAUAUACCCAAAGGUAUAUACUAAAGCUUCCUUACAGAUACUCUCUUCAAACAGAAGGGAUAAAUGCUAAUAAGCACUGUUAGUGGUUACUUACCUUGCGUGAGUUAAUUUUUUUUGGGGGGAAGGGGGCUCGAGACAGUGUCUCUGUGUAGCCCUGGCUGUCCUGGAACUCACUCUAUAGACCAGGCUCUCCUCAAACUCAGACAUCCACCUGCCUCUGCCUCACGAGUACUGGGAUUAAAGGUGUGCGUCACCACCGCCUGUCAGGUGAGUUAAUUUCAAUCAUAUUUCUCCUUCCUCUUUCAGACAUCAGCAUUUUAAAAUUUUAUCAAUACUGAAAAAUCUGAACGUAGUAAUUCUUUUAUUGGAGCUGAACUAAGACUAUGGCAUAGUUUUUGGCUAAGAAAAUAAAACAUAAGGUAGGGAAGAAAGACAUCGAAAAAGGAAUUUCCCCCUUUCAUGUCACCAAUACAAAGGUCCUAGAAACAAAUAGCAUUAUCUAUGGUCAUCAUCAACUGCAGUGCCUUUUUUGUCUCAUCUCCAGGACUUAGUUAAGUUCCACAGAGCAAAAGUCACAUUCUCCCUCUUCCACGACUCCCCUAUGGGUCACAAUAGCUAGUCUUCCUAAGCCAGUGUUUAUCUUCCUAGACUUUCCUACUCUCUUCUUAUCAUGUAAGAGCAUUCUCAUUUGUAUUUAGGAUACCUAUUGCUCUGCAUCAUCUCAAACAUCAAUGUUCCUAAGAAUGCAGUUACUAAUCAAAUAUUUGAGAAUCUAUUAUGUGCCAGAAUGUGUUCCAUGUUUGGGCUAAAUCAACAAACAAAAGGAGACAAGGUCAAGUGAUUCAUGAAAAAUUUUCCAGUGAGAUAUAUACAUAACAUAUAGGAAGCGCUAAUAGGCAAGCUGGCCUGUAUUGUAACCCAGCACUUGAGGAGGCUAAAGUAAGAGAACUGCAGUAAGUUCAAGAACCAUCUGGGCUUCGAUCUCAGGUCAUGAUGGCGGGCAGACCUGCUGCGGCAGCAUCAAGCAAGUGGCCGGAUGGUUUUCAAAAAUGGCAAUUUUUUAAAAAUAUUUAUUUAUUUAUUUAUUUAUUAAGUAUACAGUAUUCUGUGUGCGUGUAUGCCUGCAGGCCAGAAGAGGGCACCAGACCUCAUUACAAAUGGUUGUGAGCCACCAUGUGGUUGUUGGGAAUUGAACUCAGGACCUUUGGAAGAGCAGGCAGUGCUCUUAACCUCUGAGCCAUCUCUCCAGCCACAAAAAUGGUAUUAUAAUGCUGCUGGAUUCAACAAACUGGGUUUAAUGCGAGAUGAUACACUACAUGAGACUGCAGAUGUGAAAGAAGCCAUAAGAAGGCUUCCUGAGCAUCUUUAUAAUGACAGAAUGUUUCGAAUUAAGAGAGCCCUGGACCUGAGCAUGCAGCAUCAGAUCUUGCCUAAGGAGCAGUGGACAAAAUAUGAGGAGGACAAAUUCUACCUUAAACCCUACCUGAAAGAAGUUAUUUGGGAAAGAAAAGAGAAAGAAGAAUGGGCAAAGAAGUGAUCUUGUGGUUGAGAUCUGUGGAUGUGCCUGGUGUCAGCAUAUUUUUAAGUUGUUUCAACCUGAAUCACAAUUUAAGAAUUAUUUGUUCUGCAGAUGCCUCACUUUAAAUAAAUGUGUAUUGAAGCCAUUCUUGGAAUUUUCUAAUUAAAAAAAAAAAAAAAAGAACCUUCUGGACUAGAGUAGACCCUGUCCCACAUACUCAACAUCCUAAUGGAGAACUAGCUUGAAUUACAGAAAAGCAGUAGAACUGAACUAACAUUGGAUAAAUACAGAGUAAGUGUAUGCAUGCUAACCCUAAGAGCUUCUGCCUCAGCAGUUACCACUAAUUCCUGAGGACCAUCCAAUUCUGACAUGUACAAUUGUAUCAUUUUAAUAUUGGUUUUAUAAUCCUGCUAAUUUUGUAGUUUUGUGUGUUAACAUAAAAAUUUGUUUUGUUCGUUUUUGAGACAGUGUUUCUCUGUGUAGCCCUGGCUGUCCUAGAACUCCCUCUGUGGACCAGGCUGGCCUCUAACUCACAGAUCCGCCUGCCUCUGCUUCCCAGGUGCUGGGAUAAAGCCAUGUCCCACCCUAUCUGUUCACAUUUAAGUAACAUUAAAAUCAGUUUAAUGACCACUGGAGUCCAGUUUAAACACUAAAGCAGAAAUAUUCUUUCGUACAAAAUUAGAAUUAGAAAGUAGUAAUAUCCAGUGGCAGUAAGAGUAAAGCAGAAACACCUUCUUAUAGCCCAAACAACCAGGUUGUAAAUUAAGUUUAUUGGAGAACAACUUGCUAACAUGUAUCAAAGUUUCUAAGGUUAGGGCUGGAGAGAUCCUGAGUUAAAAUGCACUUGCUACUCUUACACAGUACUGGGGUUCAUUUCCCAGUACCCUGCUGAGACUCACAAUUACCCGUGAUUCCAACCCCAAGGGAUCCAAUGCCUAUUUUUGGCCUCCAUAGGUACUUGCACAUACAUGGCAUAAACUCAUACAGACAUAGAAAUAUACACAUACAUAGAAAUCUUUAAAACUUUUCUAAAGUGAUCUAGAAAUUUGACAAUUGUUUUAUGAAAAUAAUUAGACGAGGAUGCAGGAAGUAUAUGCAUGAGAAUAUUUAAAUUUAAAUGCUGAACAUGGCAGUAUAUGCCUAUAAUCCUAGCACUUGGGAGGCUAAAGUGAGAGACUUGCCAUGAUUUUAAGGUCAGCUAGGGACACACAGCAAGAAGUUCACAAGAGAAAGCAAAACAACUUAUUAUAGCAUUGUUGAAUAACAAAAGCAAUUUUAAACUGGGUUUGUUACAGAUUCAACGCAAUGCCCAGCAAAAUUCUUCAAAGAUCUUGAAAGAACGGUACUUAACUUCAUAUGGAAAAGCAAAAAAACCAGGAUAGCCAAAACAAUCCUGUGCAAUAACAAAAAACUUCUGGAGGCAUCACAAUCCCUGACUUCAAACUCUACUACAGAGCUACAAUACUGAAAACAGCCUGGUAUUGGCAUAAGAACAGACAGGAGGACCAAUGGAACCAAAUAGAAGACCCGGGUAUCAAUCCACACAUUUUCGAACACCUGCUCUUUGAUAAAGAAGCAAAAAAUAUCAAAUGGAAAAAAAAGCAUAUUUAACAAGUGAUGCUGGCAUAACUGGAUAUCAACAUAUAGAAGAAUGAAAAUAGACCCAUAUCUAUCACAAACUCAAGUCCAAAUGGAUCAAAGACCUCAACAUAAAGCCAGCCACAAUGAACCUUAUAGAAGACAAAGUGGGAAGUACACCUGAACACAUUAGCACAGGGAACCACUUCCUAAAUAGGACCCCAGCAGCACAGACACCGAGAAACAAUUAAUGAAUGGGACUUCCUGAGACUGAAAAGCUUAUGUAAAGCAAAGGACAUGGUCAACAAGACAAAACGACGACCUACAGAAUGAGAAAAGAUCUUCACUAACCCCACAUCAGACAGGUCUGAUCUCCAAAUUAUAAUCCAAUAAAAAAUGGAGUACAGACCUAAACAGAGAACUCUCAACAGAGGAAUCUAAAAUGGCUGAAAGACACUUAAGGAAAUGUUUAACAUCCUUAGUCAUUAGAGAAAUGCAAAUCAAAACAACUCUGAGAUUCCAUCUUACACCUGUAAGAAUGGCCAAGAUCAAAAACACUGAUGACAACUUAUGUUGGAGAGGUUGUGGGGAAAAGGGAACACUUCUGCACUGCUGGUGGGAAUGCAAGCUGGCACAACCCCUUUGGAUGUCAGUGUGGUAAUUUCUCAGAAAAUUAGGAAACAACCUUCUUCAAGAUCCAGUAAUACCACUUUUGGGUAUAUAUCCAAAGGAUGCUCAAUCAUGCCACAAGGACAUGUGCUCAACCAUGUUCAUAGCAGCAUUGUUUGUCAUAGCCAGAACCUGAAAACAACCUAAAUGCCCCUCAAUCAAAGAAUGGAUAAGAAAAAUGUGGUACAUUUACACAAUGGAGUACUACACAGCAGAAAAAAGUAAUGAACGACAUCUUGAAUUUUGCAGGAAAAUGGAUGGAGCUAGAACGCAUUAUUUUGAGUGAGGUAACCCAGGCACAGAAAGACAAUUAUCACAUGUACUCACUCAUAGGUGGUUUUUAAACAUAAAGCAAAGAAAGCCAGCCUACAAAUCACAAUCCCAGAGAACUUAGACAACAAUGAGGACACUAAAAGAG
Alexandromys fortis (reed vole) is the source of this 6266-nucleotide messenger RNA. Its product is annotated as cytochrome b-c1 complex subunit 7-like. The transcript has a single exon. NCBI's taxonomy places the organism in Eukaryota, Metazoa, Chordata, Mammalia, Rodentia, Cricetidae. Gene Ontology annotation, biological process: mitochondrial electron transport, ubiquinol to cytochrome c. The coding region runs from base 3200 to 3619 and encodes 139 amino acids. The record is from RefSeq and is a predicted model, not a curated record.